Venustampulla echinocandica is the source of this 969-nucleotide messenger RNA. RefSeq lists its product as uncharacterized. Lineage: Eukaryota; Fungi; Ascomycota; Leotiomycetes; Helotiales; Pleuroascaceae. The record is from RefSeq and is a predicted model, not a curated record. The transcript has a single exon. Bases 1 to 969 code for a protein of 322 amino acids.
AUGGCCGCAAACGCGGCCCAACCAGAAGAGAUCUCCGAUGAGCUAUCUCUGAAGACAAUCAAGCAAUGGCAGCAAUUAUUUGGUUACUCACACAUGGAGGCUGCGGAGCUUAUCAAAGAGCGCCGCGCCGAUUUCACACGAAAGCGAGUCUCAGACUCCCACUGGGCCCUGGUCCAAUCCCAAAUGGAACCCCAGUGGUGUGACCGAGAAGCAUACGAGCAUAUGCUUGAGUUGGGUGGAAAGGCAAAGAAGUCCACAGCUCAAGCCAAGCUCUCACCAGCACAGGCACGGGCUGUCUACAUCCUCAAGCUUGAGGGGGCUCUUGAUACACCGGCAAAGGUCGAAGCCGCUGGCGGUUUGCGGAAGAUCCCCCAGGUCUUCCAAGGCACGGGCGAUGAUGGAGAUGCGGCAUUUUGCCAGGUCGACGGAGCCACCAAACUCGAGAUUGAAAGCUGGGUUUUGGGGAAGAAGGGCUUGAACUUCAAGCCCACAUUUGUUCGCAUCACCAAGGCCUUCAAGGAGCUUUCGCCCGGCUCCCUCUACCCAACCCUCGGCCAGGAUGCAACUCUUCCACAUCACCGCCCUCUACACCUCUUCGAAGCCGCUCCUACUGCCCUCCCAGCACAGGACCAAUAUCCAGUCUGGUACUUUUUCUACGGGACGCUGGCAGACGUCACAAAACUCGCUUCCGUCCUCUCGCUGCCCGAGGGCUCAACUCCGCUGCUCCACCCCGCCACCAUCACCAACGGCAAGAUGCAAACCUGGGGUGCGGGCAAGUACAACGCUUUGGUAGAUGGGCCAGAGGAAUCUCGUGUCACCGGGUCAGCAUUCCUCGUCAUGACCAAGGAGCAUGAAGACUUCCUUCGGCUAUACGAGACGGACGCUUACGAGGUCGUUCGGUGCACCAUCUCGAUGGAUUCUGCUCAAGUCCCUGGGUGCACUUUCCGAUACAUCGGCAUGACUGAUUGA